Messenger RNA from Eleginops maclovinus (Patagonian blennie), 2709 nucleotides. RefSeq lists its product as uncharacterized. The transcript is spliced from 10 exons. The record is from RefSeq and is a predicted model, not a curated record. The coding region runs from base 589 to 1590 and encodes 333 amino acids. Gene Ontology annotation, molecular function: transmembrane signaling receptor activity. Gene Ontology annotation, cellular component: plasma membrane. NCBI's taxonomy places the organism in Eukaryota, Metazoa, Chordata, Actinopteri, Perciformes, Eleginopidae.
UGUUCUUUUGGCUUGACUGCGCUCCUGUCUUCUGUAUUUCUUCUUUUCUCGGAGUCUGCAGCUCUCGAUCUCACAAAAGUGGACUCUGUUUCUGCAACCAUCUUAACCAAUCGUAAAUAGGCGUACUGGAUCUUGUCUUGAUGACGGGAGAUUCGGACCACUGUGCAAAGUCUUCUCCAGCACAUCCCAAAGAUUCUCCAUCGGGUUCAGGUCUGGACUCUGUGGGGGCCAAUCCAUGUGUGAAAAUGAUGUCUCACGCUCCCUGAACCACUCUUUCACAAUCUGAGCCCGAUGGAUCCUGGCAUCGUCAUCUUGGAACAUGCCCGUGCCAUCAGGGAAGAAAGAAUCCAUGGAUGGAAUAACCUGGUCCUUCAGUAUAUUCAGGUCUCCUCUGGGUUUUGGUUGUAUGUGUACCUGUGAUGGUUUUGGGAGGACAUUCAGUUUGAUGGAAACUUAAAGAAGAAGGGAGGAGAGUUCAGGGUGGGUUGUGUUUUGGGAGGACGGACUUCAUCAUUUAGAGAAGUGAACAGUUCCUGCUUUGUCAGUGAAUACGGAAGACAGCAGCUUUAAAUCAUCAGAGCCUCAUACAUGGACGUCCGCCGUUCUUUGAUCUGCUUCUUCUUCCUCACGCUGCGGGAUGGAAACAGUGGUCUCAUCAACGCAGAAAACCUCAACCGUACAGGAACUGAAGGAGGAGACAUCACAGUUGGAUGCUCCUUUUCUUUCUCUGGAUAUAGGAGGCUCUUCUGUAAGGGAAGAUGUGAAGAAGGAAACAUUCUGGUUGAAACGACCGAUGACACAGCUCAGAGAGGCAGAUACAGCAUCAGAUAUGAGGAAGGAUUUUAUCCAGCAUAUUCUACAAUUCUGUAUGUGAGCAUCACAAAGCUGACCAAGUCUGAUGAAGGAGGGUACCGAUGUGGUCUGGACAGAUCUCUACCUGCCUCUGACUCACACAAGGACUUUAGGAUCACAGUUAAAGAAGCUCCAACCUCUUCAAAACCAGAAGUGACUCCCCGACCGUUUUCAACAUCAGCACCAUCAACUUCCACCCUGACCACGACUCAGAGUCUGAGCUCCACACCUUCAUCAGCCUCCCCUGAACGCACCACGCCGCCUCACCAGGGAACGACAGCUCCAGCUGCUGGUCACGGUGUGGUGCUGUACGUCGGUGGGAUUCUGCUCGUCAUGUUCAUCAUACUAUCGGUUACGUUGCUGAUAUUCUGCAGGAAGAGGGCCAGGAAAGAACCCCCCUUGGGAAUUGAUAAUGGGACUGAUACAGAGGCCAAUCAACAGUAUGAGGAGAUCAGAGAGGAGGGUCGAAGGAGCAGAUCUCCUCCUGUAGAACUGUCAACCGUUUACUCCUACGCCAAUUACAAACCAAAUGGAGAGGAAUCCACAGACGAGUACAGCUUAGUCACUGCAGCCAAAACUGAAGAUGACGAGGGUAAUCUCGAGUACUCGGAGGUGGAUUUUUCCAACAAUGCCGCCUCGCUCCACAGCGCCCUCAGUGGUCACACAGAUAACGUCCUCUACGCUGUUCAUCGGGCAGCAGACGCUUCACCCCCGCUGUACUCCACUGUUUCUAUGUAGCUUCAAACCCGUUCAUGUGAAUUUUGGGGAUGACGGACAGAUGAAAACAAAUCAUUUAAAUUAUUAAUUUAAAAUGUAAUCUGGUUUAAUAAUUUAAAGGUGCCAUAGAAAGCAUCUAUCAGGUAUUUUAAAUGGUUCUCUGAUGUCUACAAAGAAGGUAUAUACAUUUGGUUGAUCCAAAAAAUGUCCAGAUGUGGUUUUACAGGCUCAUUUACAGCCCUAUGAUUUGGUCCUAGAAUGAAACAAGCUGAAUGGCCUUAUUUGGGGGCUCAUUUAAAUAAUGAUGACGAGCUCUGCUCUGAUUGGCUGGUUUACAAGGAGCAGUCCAUGGCUGCCUCAGAGCACACAGAAGUAAAUGAAGUUCGCAAAACUGUGAGAGAUGAACCAUCGAGGCUAUUGGCAUCCAACCUUACAUGUUUGAGCCUUUAUCGGAGGAGGAAACCGAGGAUUUGAAGAACAGCCAGUUGGUCGGAGAUUGGAGAGCAACGGUACGGAGUGGUAAGUGUUAGCAUUAGUGUUUCCAGCAGCUGGUGUAUGCAAAUGUUGGGGCUGGACUACCGUGUGUGACGUAACACACAUGGAUUGUUGUAGUUCGCCCGUUUUACCGCUGUGAUUUGCAAAUUCAUGAUUUGCACGUGAAGGAGGAAACAAUGGUGUUUGAGGUUCACGGUAUUUCAGUUCAAUGUACCGAACUCUCCUUAUUCAACUAUGCCAAGGUAAACACAGUUUUCCAUUCUAUGGCACCUUAAAAAGAACCAACGUUUUUUAGAGUUUAGUUUUUAGAUUAUGUUUGAAAAUAUACUGCCAACCUGCGGUGAACAAAGUGAAUCUAUUUAUUAUUAAAAAUGUUAAAAGUAUCAGAUAUUUUUAUGGGUUUUCCUGCAUCUGAAGAAAUGUGUAUAUUUUUGUUACUGCAGUUAAAUGUUGUAUUUAUUCUGUGUUUUUUUUAACUAUAUUUAAUGUGUUUAGUUGAUAGCUCCGAACAUUUGGAGAGCUGUCAGAUUUCAAAUUCCUGGUAAAUUUGUAUUUCUAAUCAUUUGGUAUGCUUCAUAUUAUAUUUUGCUGCUGUAACGGAAAACAUGUUCCAGUUUGGGAUGAAUAAAGUAUCUCUGAUUCUGA